AUGACACCGGGAUUCUACAGCUUUCCAAAGGACAGUCGCCCUCUGUCAACAUGGCUUCAAGACAUGCAGGGCCACCAUCUGAUGAACCACCGCACCACUCCCGGACUACCCACAACAGCGGACAUAGUAAUCAUUGGCUCUGGUGUAUGUCUUCCAUACUUGGUUACAAACAAAACAUAUUAGCCACUGACAUAAAGGCAAUAGUUGACAGGAACGACAGUAGCAAAGCAUUGCGUGGAGACAUGGCCCGAAAAGAAGGUUGUUGUUCUUGAGGCCCGUGAGUUCUGCUCUGGCGCCACUGGCAGGAAUGCAGGGCAUUGUAAACCUGAUCAGUGGCGCGGUUUCAAGGAGUACGAGGAUGACUUUGGAACAGAGCAGGCGUUGAAGGUUGGUUUGCAACAGUUUUUGCUUACUGUCGUCAUCACAAGAAUGUCUAACCAGAUGAUCCAGAUCCUUCAAAAUGAGCAGGAGACAUGGUCAAGUGUAGUUGAUUAUGUUCGUUCCAACAACUUUGACUGCGAGCUGUGGGUCGGCGAUACUCUAGAUGUGCCAGUCACCUGGGAGUCGGCAGAUGAUGCUAAAGAGAUCUUUGAGCGUUACAAAGCAGUAGGGGGCAAUGUCGAUCACAUCAAAGUCACAAAUGACCCGGUGAAGGCAAGAGAGGUAAAUUAUUACUUAUUGUUACGACUUAACUUUGAAUUGCUUACAACGGUGCAGGUAUCACGGAUCAACGAUGCAAAAGCAUGUUAUGCUUGGCCUGCAUCGACAGUACAUCCUUGGAAGUUGGCUGCCCAUGUUAUGGGAGAGAAUCUAAGGAGAGGUGUGAAUCUCCAGACACGCACCACAGUCACACAAGUUGUCGAGUCCCACAAACAAUUGGGAAAAUGGACAGUCAAAACUGGGCGCGGCGAUAUCGAGUGCGCCCAGGUUGUCCACGCGACCAACGCUUACAGUCCUGCCCUUGAGCCGUCCUUGCGUGGUCUUAUCAAACCCACACCUCACAUGUGUAACUUGAUCGCUGCACCUGUGAGCUUCAUGGGGUCCAAGGCCCUUGAAAACUCGUAUGGUAUCCUGUUGCCUGGGGGAGGUCUGAUUACAAUGAACCCGAGAAUACCUACCCACGGCCCUGUUCUUUUUGGUGGCUCCAAUCCCGGCCAGGCUGAAUUCUACAAGUGGCUCCAGAAUAACCCGGAGAGGGCCACCGACGACGACAUUGCCGGCUUCCCGUCCGUGACCGAGGCUGUGAAAGACUUUACAGACGCUCAACUUACAGGAUGGCCCGGGGUUGUGACAGAGAAUUACAGGAGGGAAUGGAGCGGAAUCAUUGCAAUGGCAAGUAUUUCUCAUGUAGGGUGA
Molecule: messenger RNA, 1356 nt
Organism: Clonostachys rhizophaga
Lineage: Eukaryota; Fungi; Ascomycota; Sordariomycetes; Hypocreales; Bionectriaceae
Source: the annotation of a GenBank genome assembly